AUGAAGUGGUAUCGUGGAAUGAAAGAAGAUCUGCGAGAUAAGCUAGGUGAAAGUUCGUUGAGUCAUUUGCCAUUUAUGAUGGCAUCCCACAUUGACGCUCCUUUGAUUUCAGCUUUCGUGGAGAGGUGGCAACCGGAUACGAACACUUUUCACUUGCCAUUUGGAGAGAUGACGAUCAUGUUGCAUGACGUUCAGGCGAUACUUGGGAUUCCUGUUGAGGGGAGUGUAGUGAGUUGUACCUACGACGACACGAGCAGAUCUCUUAUGAGCCUUAUUCUUGAGUUGCUUCAGGUGAGCGAUGAGGCGACCCUUAAAGCAGGGAAAGCGCCUAUAUGGCAGCGCGGUUGUGUGAAGACUUCUACUAUUAUUGGCAAUUUGGAGGGAUUGGCUAGGGACCCAGAGUGUGAGAUGACUGGUUGGCUAUUGACUGCUAUUGGAUGUUGUUUGUUUACUGAUAAGAGUAGAAGUCGGGUUCGCUCGCAGAUCUUACGUAAUCUAGAUCAUUUGGAUCGUGUACCGAGCUACUCCUGGGGCUCAGCUUGCUUAGCCUUUCUUUACCGCCAGCUGGGUAUGGCUACACGAUCAGAGUCACGAGGUAUUGGAGGUUGUCUCACGCUUCUUCAGGCGUGGAUAUACGAGCAUUUUCCAUGCUUCCGACCACGAUCGGUCAGGAAGGAUAUAGGACAUAGUGAUCCUCGUGCAUUGAGAUGGGUUUAUGCUCCAGAGAGUAAGGAUCAGACUAGGUUGACAUCGUUUCGUGCUCGAUUAGACAAGCUCACACCAGAGCAGGUUUUGUGGACGCCAUUUGGCGCCAAACCCGCCGCACCUUGUCCGAGGACUACUUAUAUUGGGCCCAUAUGUUAUCGUGACAUUGGCGAAAUGUACAACCCUGAUCGGGUUACUCGGCAAUUGGGUUAUGUGCAGCGUGUUCCGCAGGAAGUCAUUUUCUUUGGUAAAGCGUAUCGGCCACCUAACUCGAGGAAGUAUGAGGUGGAGUUUCAUGACUUGACACAUAUAGACAAGUUGUGGAAACGUUUCGCAGCCGAUGGUUAUGCUGCCAGUUUGAUUCUCGCGUCUCUGACUCCUGUUCCAGAUGGUGUGCCUUACUUGUGUGAAGAUGAUUAUGAUACAUGGUUUAUGGGUCACUCUCAUCCAUACAUUUGUCCUGUUUCUGCUGCAUUUCCACCGACUGUAGUUGUACCUGACCGCUCUCACACUGAAUACUGGAUUGGGCGAUAUAACCAAGUCGUUCAUGGACUUAUUGAAGCUCAUGAUGAUCCUCAUCACCCGAUGGUGAUAGCCGCCCAGAAGUUAUUGGAUGAUUGGAACUUUAUUUUGCAUUCCCAGUGA
Spinacia oleracea (spinach) is the source of this 1350-nucleotide messenger RNA. RefSeq names its product protein MAINTENANCE OF MERISTEMS-like. Bases 1 to 1350 code for a protein of 449 amino acids. Gene Ontology annotation, biological process: meristem maintenance; meristem development. The transcript has 3 exons. Lineage: Eukaryota; Viridiplantae; Streptophyta; Magnoliopsida; Caryophyllales; Amaranthaceae. The record is from RefSeq and is a predicted model, not a curated record.